AUGAAGUGGAACUCCCUCGCCGCACUUGGGUUUGCUGCCCCGGCCCAAGCGUACCUCCGUUUCGGGUGCGCAACCUUGACGGUUCAGCGCCUUGAUCCCAUCGUCGAGCCCGGAAAGGUCCCCUCGUCUCAUGUCCACCAAAUCAUUGGCGGGAACGCCUUUAACGCAACCAUGGAUCCCAAGGUUGACAUCGCCGAGAAGGCCACUUGCACCACUUGUUCCUUCAGGCUAACCCAAUUUACAAGCGAGGACUUUACCAACUACUGGACCGCCGUCAUGUACUUCAAAGCCCGCAACGGCUCCUACAAGCGCGUGGGACAAUACCCCAACGCCCUACUCGGCUCCUUGACAGGGGGCAUGACAGUCUACUACCUCCAGCAAGACUUCAACUCCAACGGUAAGCAAAAGAUCACCGCCUUCAAGCCCGGCUUCCGCAUGACCGUCGGCUCGCCUACCGCCACCAACGGCAACAACCCCGGCCUCCGCUACACCUGCCUCAAGGACGUCAUGACCCGCUUCCCCGAAACGGCCGAUUUCCCCAAGGAGCCUUGCCCAGCCGGCAUCAUGGCCAUUCACCACUUCCCCGCCUGCUGGGACGGCAAGAAUCUCGACAGCCCUAACCACCAAGACCACAUGUACAACACCGGCAAGGGUGCCUUCACCAACGCCGGCCCAUGCCCCUCCAGCCAUCCCGUCCGGAUGCCGCAGGUGGCGUUGGAGACAAUGUGGGACACCACCCCCUUCAACAACAAGGACCUCUGGCCUACAGAUGGCUCUCAGCCUUUUGUCUGGAGUUAUGGCGAUAGCAAGGGAUACGGGACCCAUGCCGAUUAUCUGUUUGGUUGGAAGGGCGAUUCUCUGCAGAGAGCCAUGGACUCGACGCCGCUGUUGAGCAACGGGAUCAAGUCGCAGAGCGUGGCGCAGGCCAAUAACUGCAAGCUGCAGACCACGACCGUGAAGGAGAACAUCGAUGGCUGGCUUGACAAGCUUCCUGGCAUGUGAACGAACUGGAAUCCUAUAUGGAGGGUGUGGAAACGCGUGCGAGAGAGUGUCUGAAGGAACAGUCUUUACAUAAUGCCUGAUAUUGUCUAUCGCAAGAACGUAUAUAUCUCGGAUGCUGAGUCGUGGCUAUUGAAGUCAUGGGUAGUGCAAGAACUCGACGCGAACAGCUAAGGUAUCCAGGUUCAGCUCCAGAGCAUCAAACUGUUGCAAACCGGCCAUUAGGCC
This is a messenger RNA of Podospora pseudocomata, 1227 nucleotides long. RefSeq lists its product as uncharacterized. The transcript has 3 exons. The record is from RefSeq and is a predicted model, not a curated record. The coding region runs from base 1 to 1002 and encodes 333 amino acids. NCBI's taxonomy places the organism in Eukaryota, Fungi, Ascomycota, Sordariomycetes, Sordariales, Podosporaceae.